Molecule: messenger RNA, 2129 nt
Organism: Rhododendron vialii
Lineage: Eukaryota; Viridiplantae; Streptophyta; Magnoliopsida; Ericales; Ericaceae
Product: ankyrin repeat-containing protein At2g01680
Exons: 3
Coding region: 197-1795 (532 amino acids)
Cellular component (GO): plasma membrane
Molecular function (GO): protein phosphatase regulator activity; protein phosphatase 1 binding
Source: RefSeq, a predicted model, not a curated record
CAGUUGACAACUCGCAAACACAGUCCUGUCCACAGAGAAAGGAGCGAGAGAAAGAUACAGUAGAAAGUCUUCUCCACUGAAGACUCCAAUCAGUGGAGAGAGAAAGAAAGACUACUACUGUACCCUUGUCCCUGUUCUUCACUCCACCAUUAGAGAGAGAGAGAGAGCCCAAAGCCGCCGUUCUUUUCACCCUAACAUGGACACGAAGAACCUCCGGUUCAUAACCCACCAAUCUUUCUUCACCGCCGUUCGUUCGGGCGACCUUGAAUCGCUUAAGCUCAUCGUCCAAACUGAAAACCCCGACGACCACCAUCACCCGGCCUCCGUCUCCGCCCUCAUGGCGCUCCAGACCGAUGCGGGCGAGACGGCCCUCUUGAUCGCCGCGAAGAACAAUUCCCGAGAGACGUUUAGUUACUUGCUCGGCCUAUGCGGUCUUGACGCCGUUAAGAUCAGGUCCAAGUCUGAUUUGAACGCCUUUCAUGUCGCCGCCAAGCUUGGUCACCUGGGAAUUGUGAAGGAACUUCUGGGCAUGUGGCCUGAGCUUUGUAGGUUAUGUGACUCCUCAAACACAAGCCCUCUAUAUUCAGCUGCCGUGCAGGACCACUUGGAUGUGGUGAAUGCCAUAUUAGAUACAGAUGCCAGCUCAAUGCGGAUAGUGAGGAAAAAUGGGAAAACUGCUUUACACACAGCUGGAAGGUAUGGUCUUCUGCGAAUCGUUGAAGCACUUAUAAACAGAGACCCGGGAAUCGUCCCCAUCAAGGAUAAGAAGGGCCAAACUGCACUCCAUAUGGCUGUGAAGGGUCAGGAUACUUCGGUAGUGGAGGCAAUAUUGAGUGCUGAUUACUCAAUACUGAAUGAGCGCGAUAAGAAGGGGAAUACAGCUGUCCAUAUAGCCACAAGGAAAUGCCGCCCACAGAUAAUUGGCCUUUUGUUGAGCUACAAAUCUGUUGAAGUCAACGCCAUUAACAACCAACAUGAAACCGCAUUGGAUUUAGCAGACAAACUCCAAUACGGAGAAUCUGCACUAGUAAUCCAGGAAGCUCUCAACGAAGCUGGUGCUAAGCACGCAAGGCACGUAGGCAAAGUGGAUGCAAACAUGGAACUCAAAAGGGCUGUGAGUGAUAUAAAGCAUGAGGUCCAGUCCCAAUUCGUACAAAAUGAGAAAACCAACAGGCGGGUUUCUGGUAUUGCCAAAGAACUGAAGAAAAUUCAUAGGGAAGCGGUUCAGAAUACAAUUAAUUCAGUCACUGUUGUUGCCGUUCUGUUUGCCUCCAUUGCUUUCCUUGCAAUAUUCAAUUUACCUGGCCAAUAUGUGAAAACUGGACCAGGAGCGGGGGAAGCUAAUAUAGCUCAUACAGUAGCAUUUCGGGUAUUUUGCCUUCUAAACGCUGCUUCCCUUUUCAUCUCUUUAGCUGUUGUCGUGGUUCAAAUCACUUUGGUUGCUUGGGACACAAGGGCUCAGAGACGGAUUGUUUCCGUAAUCAACAAGCUCAUGUGGACUGCAUGCAUAAGCACUUGUGGGGCGUUUUUGUCAAUUGCCUUUGUGGUCGUGGGAAAGCAAAGCUCGUGGAUGGCUAUUACUAUAACUGCAGUGGGAGCGCCGAUUCUGUUGGGAACUCUGGUUGGCUUGUGUUACUUUGUUUUCCGGCAACACUUUGGAUUUUUUGGCAACGAUUCACAGAGACGCAUACGGAGGGCUAGCGGGAGUAAAUCUUUCUCGUGGUCCCAUUCUGCUAAUAUUUCUGAGUUUGACGAGUAUAAUUCAGACCACGAGAAGAAGAUCUAUGCUCUGUGACCUUUUGUCAAUAAUAUAGUACACCCGCUGAUCAAAAGAAUAAUAUAGUACGCUGAAAGAGAGAUGCUAUUAGGAAUUCGGUUGUUUGCUAUGGUUUGGAGCAUUGUGCAUGUAGUUUAAAGGUUGUGGAAGCAAGAGUUGUUUGGAUGUAGUCAAUUUCAUUGUUAACAAUGAGAGGGCUGUGUAGAUAGUUGUAUAUAUGCAUGUAUCUAGAAUUUCGAGUUGUACUAUAUGGGUUGCGAGCUCUUGGUAGAAGUGGGACUUGUAUACUCGUACGUAUUUCAUAAUAAUAAAAUUUGGGGAGACAAAACUCUCCAGUACUGUUUAUUCGCAA